CUUCCCCCUCUUCAACCUCCUCCUUCCGCUCCCCCCUUCUGUCCUUCCUUCUCAUCGCGCCAACAUCCCCUCGCUGCCCGCUCUUAGCUCAAGAGCCUCAUUCCCCCCCCCCAGUGGCUCCCGCGCGCGAGCGCGUGCCAUGCGCCGACGGCGGCCAUGGGUUCACACGGGGACGCCCUCUACUUGCUCAGGGUCGCCGCGCCCUGCUGGCUCAAGGCGCUCUGGGCUGGCGGAGCUGCCUGCACGGUCUGCACGCUGGUCGUCUCGUACAGGCAUACGCUGGACCACGUUCGUGCCGCAGCGGAGUGCGGCUUCGGUGGCAAUCCAUUUGUACCAUGUUCUUUUGGCCCGCGGGCGGACCGCGUGCUGCACCUGCUGCUGAUGCCGCCCAUCCUCUCCCUGACCUCGGCUUUGCAGAUGCUCCUGCCCAGCGCGGAGCCGCUGUGCUCGUUGCUGCGGGUCACCCAGGCGAUGAAGAUGUUUUUUCUCGCGGUCCGCCUGCCGGAGCCGAAGUGGUUAGUCUGCGACCGGCCCAAACGCGCAGGCCACAUGUAA
Molecule: messenger RNA, 555 nt
Organism: Prorocentrum cordatum
Lineage: Eukaryota; Dinophyceae; Prorocentrales; Prorocentraceae
Source: the annotation of a GenBank genome assembly